Molecule: messenger RNA, 3370 nt
Organism: Thunnus maccoyii (southern bluefin tuna)
Lineage: Eukaryota; Metazoa; Chordata; Actinopteri; Scombriformes; Scombridae
Product: solute carrier family 13 member 5-like
Exons: 12
Coding region: 134-1891 (585 amino acids)
Biological process (GO): citrate transport; monoatomic anion transmembrane transport
Cellular component (GO): membrane
Molecular function (GO): citrate transmembrane transporter activity; succinate transmembrane transporter activity; sodium:dicarboxylate symporter activity
Source: RefSeq, a predicted model, not a curated record
CUCUGUCUCUCUCUCUCUCCUUUAUUUGCUGUGGGACUCCCCUCCUCCCCCACCCUCCUCCUCCCCCUCUGAACUGAGCUUCAAAAGCGCGAUCCAUGGUGCAAAAGCUUCCUUUUCUCCGUUUUCCUUUAGGAUGGCAUUCUUCAAAUAUCUGCGCUCUGUUAAGAAUGAGCUUAUUCUCUUCUCGUCUCCUUUUCUCCUUCUUCCAUUGCCUUUGGUGAUCGCGACACCGGAGGCAGAAUGUGCCUAUGUGAUAAUCCUGAUGGCGGUGUACUGGUGCACAGAGGUCCUACCACUGGCUAUAACAGCUCUGCUCCCAGCCCUCCUUUUCCCCUUGUUUGGCAUCAUGCAGUCAAAAGACGUGUGCAUGCAGUACCUAAAGGACACAAACAUGUUGUUUGUGGGGGGACUGAUGGUGGCAGUAGCCGUGGAACACUGGAAUCUGCACAAGCGCAUCGCCCUGAGGGUGCUGCUAUUUGUUGGUGUGCGCCCGGCACUGUUGAUGUUGGGUUUCAUGGGUGUGACAGCCUUCUUGUCCAUGUGGAUCAGUAACACAGCUACCACAGCCAUGAUGGUGCCUAUUGUUCAAGCAGUGUUGGAACAGCUCAACAACAGUGACGCAGAGCUACCUCAGAUCCUCAGCUCAGAGGAGCAAGUCCAGACAUCAGAGACGGAUAGCAAACUGCCUUCACAGACAGAGAAACAGAGUGAGGGACAAGGUCCAGUGAUGGUGACUUUCUUGGAUGCCACAGUGGAGGCUACAAGGCAUAAGGAGGCAGCCGAAAGACGGAGAAUGUGUAAAGGGAUGACCCUUUGUGUUUGUUAUGCUGCCAGCAUCGGAGGCACUGCCACGCUAACAGGGACUGGUCCCAAUCUGGUGCUGAAGGGCCAGAUGAGCCAACUCUUUCCUCAAAAUGGAGAUGUGAUUAACUUCGCCUCCUGGUUCGGCUUCGCCUUCCCUAACAUGAUCCUCAUGCUUACACUGGCCUGGCUUUGGCUGCAGUUUGUCUUUGUGGGAUUCAAUUUUAAGAAGACAUGGGGCUGUGGAGCAGUGAAGACAGAGAAGGAGAUUGCUGCCUAUAAUGUGAUCCGUGAGCAGCAUCGUCUGCUGGGGCCCAUGUCCUUUGGAGAGAUCAGCGUCUUGGGUCUCUUCACUCUGCUGGUCGUGUUGUGGUUCACAAGGGAUCCAGGCUUUGUGGACGGCUGGGCAACAGAUAUCUUCAACUCCAGAGCAGAGUACGUGACAGAUGCUACCGUGGCAGUCUUCAUUGCCGUCCUCCUCUUUGUUCUGCCCUCAAAACCCCCACGUUUCUGUUCAUGGAGGACUCAAAGCUUUGACACAGCACCUCAUCAAAGUGCUGGCCCAACUCCACCUCUACUCACCUGGAAAGUUGCCCAGAAGAAGUUACCAUGGGGCAUCGUGCUUCUUCUUGGAGGAGGUUUUGCCCUGGCCAAGGGAAGUGAAGAAUCAGGACUCUCGAAGUGGAUGGGAGAUCAAAUGACACCCCUACAGAGCAUCCCUCCCUGGGCAAUUGCUAUCGUCCUAUGCCUGCUGAUUGCUACCUUCACAGAGUGCACUAGUAAUGUAGCCACUGCAACGCUCUUCCUACCGGUCUUAGCCUCAAUGUCCCAGUCCAUUGGAAUCAAUCCAUUAUACGUCAUGGUGCCUUGUACUCUGAGUGCCUCUUUCGCCUUCAUGCUGCCUGUUGCUACGCCUCCAAAUGCCAUCGUCUUCUCUUAUGGAUACCUCAAGGUUGCUGACAUGGCCAGUACAGGAAUCAUCAUGAACAUCAUUGGCAUCCUUUGCAUCACACUGGCCAUCAACAGCUGGGGUAAGGCCAUGUUUGACCUAGACUCCUUCCCUGCCUGGGCCAACGUCACCGGGGUGUGAGCCUGGUUCUGCCUUAAGAGGUGAUCCACGCACACCCUGCCCUCCCUCUCCACAGGUGCCAAUCUAAGACCUCUGGUCAGAGUGACAGCACAGGACGACACGGUGGACCGCCUGUGUACAAGUGCUGCUAGGAUGCAAGUCUCACAAGGCUUGUUUUCAUUGACAAUUGAGUCUUAUGCUUGUGACAGAAAGUGGUGAUGAAUAUGACUGAGAAUAGAAGAAAUGGUUGGAGGGUGAAAUUACUUAACUUUCUAUUUACAUUAUACCAUAAUGAUGUUGAAAAAGACCCCUCAUGGCCAAAAAACAAUAUGACAGAAAUCACAUACUGACAGUAUUCAUGUCCUUAAUGAAAAAGAGACCGUUAUCCUCCUAGGCAGAUAAAACUAGAAACACCAUUCAAAUCAGGUCUCAUUAUGAAAAAGGAAAUCAAAGGAAGAGCUGUUGAUAAGUAUUAAGUUAUUAGAAGCAUUAUGCAUAGUCACAGGUAGCCACAUUCAAAUAGCAAUAAGCCACACUGUAUAAUAUAGCACUAUUAAGCAGUUGUAGAACAUAACUACUCAAAUAAUGUACGUUAGGGCAUUUUUAGGUACUUGUGAUUUACUUGAAUAAUUUAAUUUAUGCUACUUUAAACUUUUACUCUAUUAUAUUUCAGAGCAAAAUGUUGUACUUUCUACUUUACUGCAUUUAUUUGACAGCUGUAGUUAUUAGUUGCGUUUAAGAGUAAGAAUUUAUAUAGAAAUCCAAUGAUGAGUUUGUAAAAUAUGAUGUAUUGUUGUAGAUUAAACUACCCAACAGUAUCUAAAGCUGUUAAAAUAAGCCCCACCUCAACCAGAUACAACUUAAAUGUUAAUACUUUAAUAAUAAUAAUAAUAAUUCAAUAAAAGUAUUACAUAUAAUACUGACUAUAAUACUGUUCUUUUGCUUUUGACACAUUUUUAUGUCAAUACUUCUGUACUUUCACUAAUUCAGUGCAAGACUUUUACUUGCAAAUAAAAAUUGUCGUUUUGCUACUUCUACGUAAGUAAAACACCUGACGUUUUGUAUGCACAUUUGACAAACUAGAUUCUGUUAGUUGGGUCAGCUGUUUUCACAUUUAAAGAUAAUGGGCUAAUUUGUACAGUACAGAAGAGAAAUGACUCCAAAUAAACAUGUACUUUUGCCCCCAUGCAUCCAAAUUGAGCCCUGCUUUGACCUACAUAUGAGGGGAUACAGUGCUUCCAGCAUCAGUUGAACUUUGAAAUGUAUCGUCACAGAGUAAGAAACCUAUAUGUGCCUUGUGCAAACAUACUGACUUCUUGUACUGUAAACCCAUUUUCAAUAUUUUAGUCAAUACAGGAUGUGCUGACAUUGUGCAGUGUCUCACUGCAAUAAUGAAUUCUGUCUGCAGUUGCAAUAAAGUUGUAUUUAAGAAUCAAUGUAUAUAUUUUUUCUUCUGACUUUUGCACACGUUAAAUUGGGAAAAUAAUAAAUGAACUCUUG